AUGGCCACUAACAAUCUUCCGACCUUUUACCCAGGAUAAUAAUCAAUGACAAAUGUUUAACCUUCCCUAUAUUAACAACAAGGAGCACCUUUCUAUUAAAGUAAUCAAGGCCUUCCAUAAGUCUUAGGAUCUCCUUCUGGCAUUUAGCAAAAUCAAUAAAUAUCUUAUGGAAAUUAAUACGGAUUAAAUGUGCCCAACUAAGGUGUCCCAUCAUAUUAGACUCCUCAAAGAAUUGUUUCUUAAAGAGUUAUGUAAUAAUCCCCUUAGGUUGUUACAUCUCCGAUAAUUUAAUAAUAAGUUCCUAUUAUUCAAUAAUAAGCUCAAAAUAUUUAAUCAUCAGUGCAGCAACCAUCAGUUGUUCAUAAUGUGGAACACGUACCAGUCAUUCAUGAAUUACAUCACGUGAAUCGACCAAUAAAUGUUGUUUCAGUAGAUGAGAUUGAAGGUCCUUGGAGAAGUAAAGUAUUAUUGUUGGAGAAAUAAUUAAUUGAAUUGUAAUUGAUGUUAAAGAAGGGUCCCGUGAAAUAGGUUCAAUCUAAAUAAGUAGUAGUAGAAGAUGAGGGAAAGAUAAGACAAUUGCAAAGUGAAAUCGAGAGACUACAAGCCAUUUUAAGGGAGAACCAAAAAGAGAUUGAUGAAUUGCAAUAACAAAUAAAUGAUGCAACAUUUAAUCUAGAAAAUGCUGAGGAAUAGGCAUCUUCUCAAGUGGAAGCAUAACAGGAAGAAUUAGCUAAAUGGAAGAAGAAGUUCUCAGAUUUAAACAAGAAGUUCCAUGAUAUUGAAGAAGAUAUAACUAUGACUGAGGCUUAAAUAGAAAGUAUUUAGAAAAGAAAAAUGAUCACUUAAACUACAUCUACUGUUAAGACUACUGCAAAAACUUCAGGAGGUACAUAUGGGGAUGGAGAUGUCAGAAAGAGCGGUUUUAGCAAUAGGAAUUAUUGA
Molecule: messenger RNA, 942 nt
Organism: Paramecium tetraurelia
Lineage: Eukaryota; Ciliophora; Oligohymenophorea; Peniculida; Parameciidae
Exons: 6
Source: RefSeq, a predicted model, not a curated record